GUUUCCCACCUGCAUUUGCCCCAAGGUUUAUUGCACUGUACGCAGCAUCUGGGCCUUCCAUCCUCCCACGCUUCCAAGGUUUUGCCUGUGUGGAAGGACCGAGCCUCCCCAAAACCCUCGCUCAAACCUCGAAUAGUUCUGUCUGCGAGUCCCAAAACUGCCGCGACCGCCCCCCAAGGAUUUUCUUUCUUGUUGCUACUCUUCUCCCCUUUCCACAGCGCCCACCUCCCACCGCCCUCCCGCCCGCCCGCCAGCCCGACUUCUGACCUGGCGCCCCUCCCCACGGUUUAGAUCUGCCUGCUUAUACGCGGUCUCAACGCUAGACAUCGGCUGUUCGACGCCCCGAGUGCCGCAACACCACGCCAGCAAGCCAGCUCCCUCACGGCUACCCUCACCCAGACCACAGCCCCCCAACCCCCCAAGGCCGACCUAGAGAUAGACCAGGUUUUUUUUCACAGGAUCGCCCGAACGGCCUUCCAUUGCUUGCACGACUGCUUCAAUGCAGCAAUCGAGAUACCCAUUAGACCGGCAUUGACUUGUUUUCUUCCCGCGUGUUCCAGUUUUGCGCUGUCGCCGUCGUGAGCAGUCGACCACCGCGCACUGCCUCCUGCUGCCCCCUCGAGGCAACAACAGACGCCAUCGCCGCCCGUACGGCAUACGGAACGGAACGACGAGCCCAGCCGUCUCGGGUCUUUGGUCGCCCAUGAAUCUGGCCCCUCGCCCGGUUGACUGUCACCUCGAGUUCUGAACUGGCCCCAGAUGCCGGCUUCCUUAGGACCUACCCACACUCAUCUAUUCUGGUAGCACUUGUUCUCCCGGGCCUCCUGUUGCGCAUCUUGCGCAGUCGACCCGCCGAGGCGCCGUCCGACAGAACCUGCGGCAGCCAGCCCCUUCUCGACCCGAAGCCAGCCCCGAGGCCCCAAAGCUUCGGCUGUACCUCCACACAUACGAUGCCUAGAAUACAAGAGCAGGGUCUUGAUCCAGGUGGGUGCGGCCCUGUAGUGAUGUGACAUGGCUUGGGACACAGCGUCCUUGUGAGAUGCGGACGCUGACGCCAGUGGCCUUUCUCCCAGGCGCCGACACACAGGGUCACAGCGGGGAAGGUGCAGGCAGAAAUACGGACAAGCUCUCACCGCCCGUGCAGAUGCAAAAGAACAAGAGCCUUUCCAACCUGGCCCUCGCGGUGCCAGACAACUCGGAAAAGGCUCGAGUACGCAUGUCCUUCGAUGCUGGCCCAGCUGCUUCCGAAUAUGACAUCCUCGCAAGAUCACCCAUUAUGACAGACCACGAUCACGGUCUGGGAUUGUCAGGACUCCGCCGGAUACGCCAGUCACAACCUGGUAGGAACGGCACACUCGGGCCAUCCAACCCGGCUUCUAGGAGUCCAUCCUUGAGUCUCUCACGGUCCACCUCGAUGACCAUGUUGCAACCAUUGGCCUCGGGGCCAUCGUCACCCGCCUUCAUCGACGACUUGGAGCGUUUCCCCAGCGAGUCCCUGCACUCGUUUUCCUUCGCACACCAGUCCGAGGAGUUCAUACACAACCGCCAAAAUGUACUGAGACGUUCGAUCGAGUUCAUGAAGGACCGGAUCGGUCGCUCUGCCACCUCCAACCCAGCCCUGGCAAGCGCCCAGGCACGGGUGACCGGGGACAUAGAAACACAAAAUAUGCUGGAACUUUUGGCCAAGGCGCAGCUGAUGGGCCUCAGCGAUCCGUCGCACCCUCUAGGCCCUCUCACGGGGCCUGCUGAUAUGUCGGGCGAGAACAUGUUUGAAAAGACCUUCAUGCCCAGGACCGAAAGCCCCGAGCCAGUUGAGGACCUCUGGAUGUCUCCCGAUGAUCCCAACCCUCUAGGCCUGCAGCACCGUGUCCAGGAGGAUAAGGGGAAAGUCUCGACCAAAGACGUACGUCAGACAUCUCGCGUAGACUCGCUGUCGUCAGCGCCGGAGGAGGGAGAUUCGUCUGAGAACUCGUCACGGACACCGACAAACGAGAGCGGAACCACCCAGAAGACUUCGCCCCCAGAGUCGAGGCGGCCAAGCGUCCUGAAACGGACCUUCACCGACACCGUUCACGCCUCGAUGCAGCAAAAACUCAUGGACGCCAUGGCCCAGCCCUAUGUGGCCGGACAGCCGGGCAACCCUGAAAGCAUCCUCUCCCCCAGAUCGUCUCAGUCUUUCGGACCUUCACUGCACGCACCAACCGCGAGGGGCUCGUCGGUGCAUGGCCACUCCAGCAGGUGGGUACCGGCUGCUCAGGCGAUUUUCACCACCGAGGCCAAGCCCCCAUGGACGAUACUCGCCGCAAACGACCUGGCUUGCCUGGUCUACGGCUUUCGAAAGUCGGAUUUCAAAUCCACCAGCAUACUGGACAUUGUGCAGAAGGAGCGCAGGGGGUGGCUUGAGAACAAACUGAAACAUGGGGAUUACGAGAGCGAGGCUGCAGCAGAGUCAGAAACAGAGGUUGCACCGCCGCCGGCGCAGUCGAGGGUGUCGUCCACCCUGCUGGGAUCGCGGGGCGGCGGUAUCACAGCUAGGUUGCUGAGCAAGCCGAGCUCGAGAGCACAGACCCCGAGAGUGAGUCCUGUGAAAAGGCCAGAGACCUUUCAUAGUGGCGAUUGGCGACCUCCAAAAUUGAGCGGUGGGGGGCACUCGAACCAUAAGAGCAACAAGUCUAGGGGCGUGCUUCUGUGUGGGGAUGUCGUACCUAUCCAGAAACGCAAUGGUGCCACCGGGUCGGCUAGCCUGUGGGUGAAGGAGAAGAGGAUGGGGUUGAUAUGGGUGCUUGAAGAGAUACAUGAAGAUGUCGCCUACCUCACCCUCGACGAGGACGGUGUUGUGACCAAGCUCACAGGAGAGCUGCUCUCCAUCUGGGGCGAUGAGAGCUUGAAACCGGGCCUGGAUGUCGGCAAGCUGGUCCCGCGGAUCCCACGUCAAGGGAUUGACCCAAGAUUUGGUGCAAUCGACUAUGCACAAAUCGCAAAGCGAAAGUACUACACCUGCCGCAACUGUGACAGGAUAAACAUCCCGGCAACAAUCAACCAGGUGCAAGGGAAGACAGAGUUGCGCAUUUCGAGCUUCCCACACAUCGCAGGUAUCAUUGUCGUGGACCCAGCAUCUUUGACGGUCAAGAGCUCCAACACGGUCUUCUGCGGCGCACUUUUCGGCCACGAACAGCCAAAUGGAAUGGACAUUAAGUCUCUCCUGCCAGGCUUUGACAAGGUGCUACGGAUCCUGACCGAGCAAGACGGACUUCUCCUAGUCGACGGAAUUGUUGUUCCUGAGCACAGCUUCCGAAAGGCCUAUGCGUUCCUCGGGCUCCGGGAGGGUCGGCCGGAUGCCACAAGCAGCUUCCUGCGGCCGGAGGGGCUCCCUGCCAAGCAUCGCGAUGGGUCGGAGCUCAAGGUUGAUGUACAGAUGAGGGUUGUCAAGAGCGAAAAGCAAACCAUGCUGCACGAAGGGGCUCUGUCAGAGGCAAGCGACGGGGAGUCAGCCGUCACUGAGGAUGAGUUCCCAGUCACUCAGACAGAGAUGGUCUUCGCUUUAUGGAUCACGUACUCCAGGCACAUUCAUGCCACCAGAUCAAACCUUGGCGCUGCGUCUCCCCUGCUCUCGGGAACGGCGACCCCUCUUCGACAGCCCAGCCCGGGCCAGACCCCUGCGCCGACGCCAGCAGAGCUCCACCUCUCUGACUCUGACGAGCCCAAGAAGGAACCAAGGCCGACGUCAAUGUUCACCAAGUCGAUUAAGGAUGCCGCGCUGAGCGCUGCCGCGAAGAUCACCGGCACGAAAGCAUCUGACAAAGCUCCGGAAGAAGACAAGCAGGAGAAGCCACCCGCUCCCAAGGCGGCCGAGUCAUCGCACAAGAAGUCUAUUGAAGAUUUUGCUAUCCUGGAGGAGAUGGGCCAGGGCGCGUAUGGCCAGGUCAAACUGGCCCGAUACAAGGACAGCGGAAAGAAGGUGGUACUCAAGUACGUCACGAAGAAACGGAUUCUCGUAGACACGUGGACCCGGGACCGGAAGCUGGGCACCGUGCCCCUCGAGAUACACGUCCUGAACUACCUGCGCAGAGAGGGCCUCCGGCAUCCCAACAUUGUUGAGAUGGAGGACUUCUUCGAAGACGAGGUCAAUUAUUACAUUGAAAUGGGACCACACGGGCUCCCUGGCAUGGACCUGUUCGACUACAUCGAGCUUCGUACAAACAUGGAGGAAGAUGAGUGCCGAAGCAUUUUCGUCCAGGUUGCACGGGCUGUCCACCACCUGCACAUCAAGGCAAAGGUUGUCCAUCGUGACAUCAAAGACGAGAACGUGGUGCUGGACGGAGAAGGGCACAUCAAGCUUAUUGACUUUGGGAGCGCGGCGUACAUCAAGAGUGGCCCCUUUGAUGUGUUCGUGGGCACUAUAGACUACGCAGCACCGGAAGUCCUCGCCGGCAAACCUUAUAAAGGCAAAGAGCAGGACGUGUGGGCUCUCGGCAUCUUGCUCUACACCAUCAUCUACAAGGAGAACCCGUUCUACAGCAUCGAUGAGAUCAUGGAUCGCGAUCUGCGUGUGCCGUACACAAUCAGCGAUGAGAGUAUCGACCUCAUCCGCUGCAUGCUAGACCGCGAUGUCGAAAAGAGAUACGAUAUCAACCAGGUUCUGGAGCAUCCAUGGUGUCGAGCAGGGGACGACUAAAGUACGACGACCAAUGCGCACGAGGAAGGGGCUUCGUGCACCCCUCCACGGCCACUUUUCGAGGGUUGAUCUCUACGUACGUUUACUGCAAGGGGCACGCCAAGGGGUAUCUCGGGUGCUAGGCGGGAGCGGCACACGCAGAAGUUGUGCUCAACGAAGGCCACUGUUCGAAUCCAGAUGUCUGUUGCGCAAAGGAAACCCGGCGGUAAACUGGUCAAAACGGGUGUCCGAGCACACAGACAAAGACUGAACAAAGCGCAUGUUCCUUAAUAUGUGUGGUGGAUCCUAUGCGCACCUCGACCAGCGAGUACCAGGACGAGAAUGUCGUUUUCAGAGCGACAAUGAUCCCUUACGAAGGGGCACGAUCGACGGAGAGGAGGAUCGGAUUGAUACCUUGCGGAAGGGCACAGGCGCAAAUGAGUUCAAUGCGGUGGAAGGGAUCAAAUGACCGCGUGGACAGCCUGAUCUGUGACGGGAACGACUCAAAAGACAAAUAUAUAUACACAUCUCCCUAUAUAUCCAACAGACACAGCCAUGAGCAGUGGAUUCUACCGCGGGAAGCAAGCGGCACAGUCGAGCCCAACAUGUGCUUGGGGUUUCCCUGAUGUCCAAAUCGUGACAUGUUCGACAAACAACGGGGCUUGAAGAGCAAAGAGGAAGCAGGGCACGGUGCUUGGGUCCUGUUAUCAACCUUUGUAUUCACCCGCUUGGAAUCCCUGGGCUCUCAGCACUUCGGCGCCUUGGAUGCAGGCAGUUUGAAGCCGCGUCUCGCUUGGGCAUUUCUGUAAGGCAGGUUUGAUUUAUAUGCGCGUGCGGCCUGUAUAUUGCGGUGUUUCACUUUCUCCUUCCUAGAGUCGCCUGACCCGAUUACGUAUAUGUGGUGGAACCGUUUAUCUCUCGAGUCCUCAUCGACACAGUUGGUCGUUUUCGUCAGACACCGGGUUUAGGCAGGGUCAUCAACACCUUGCUACGCAUUCCCCUACGGACCUUCGCAUGGGCACAUGCUCAACUUGCUCAACUUGCUCCAGAGGUUCUGUCUACGCGCGUGAGAAAAGUCCCACGAAGCAAGAUCUCCACCGAGCGGCGGCAUGCAGCGACACUGGGCGACCAGCAUUUACAAAGUACUGCGCAUCCAGGCCGCAAGACCUCAAUAGAUACUGCGUCGGUGUUUCAGGGGCCUUGAGAAAAUGUGCAAAAAAGCAACUGCCUCCAGAGGAGGCUCUGGAGGCUGUUGUGGUGAUACUCUGCGCCAGCCCGGAGUCGAACCGGGGGCCCAUCGAUGGCAACGAUGGAUUUUACCGCUAAACCACUGGCGCUGUUGGGUUUGGUUAUUUGAUGAAGAUUCUCGCGACGAUGGGGUAUUAUAUGGGGCGUUUUGUGUGUGUGUGUUGUAUAUGUGUGGGUACCGUGAUCAAUCUCGGUGGAGUCAGUGCGAGUGCCGUCUCUCAAGUUCUGGACACGGAGGCACACAGUAGGCAGCUUCGUGCUGGAUCUGAGAAGACAAUGUUGAGCCAAUGUCCGUCGUUGCGGCCAGACCGAGGACCGGACAUGGUCAAGCUUCGGCCACCGAUUGAUGGUGUCGUCGGGAUGGUUUGCUUUUUUGGACGCCUGGUGUGUUGGCAUUCGUCUUCGGCCUGGCCUGGCCCGAUGGUCGGGUCGCCUGCGAGGCAUCGCGAAGCGUGUACGGCCCGAGCAUGGUGCCGGAGUCCCUCUACCGGCAGGAUUGAUGCCUGACGGAUGCGAUGUAACAUGCACAUAUGCUGGGCCGGGAAAGGAGCAGCAGCCCGCGUCGGCGUUGCCCCCUUGGCCCUUGAGAUGCCCCCCCCCGGCGCCGCGGUACCGUUGGGCGUAGCGAGAAUGGCUGUCUGUGGAUCUCAUGCUUGUUUGAUGGCGUACGGCCACGAGCUGCAGCAACAGGGCGGUGUAUUCAGCUGGUCUGGCAGUCUGGUCGCCUCCGUCUCCAGUCCCGGCGUCGGUGAGGCGGCGAACCCUUGUUGACAAUCUUGGCCGGGCGUGGGCGUCGUGCCCGUGACCCGUGACCCGUGACCCGUGGGCAUUGCAGCCGGUCAAGAAGCCCUCGAGCGAACCAGGGAGCCCGAGGGGGCUGUCUCGGUGCCCUUGAUGCUUCGGGAAAAGCAUAUCAACGGGCUGGAGCAGGCCCAAUCUGUGUGCCUGCAUCUGCGGGGGUGGGGGCCAGAGAGGUCAGAGAGGUCAGAGAGGACAGAGAGGGCAGAGAGGGCAGAGAGGGCAGAGAGGG
Molecule: messenger RNA, 6932 nt
Organism: Diaporthe batatas
Lineage: Eukaryota; Fungi; Ascomycota; Sordariomycetes; Diaporthales; Diaporthaceae
Exons: 4
Coding region: 1040-4675 (1211 amino acids)
Biological process (GO): intracellular signal transduction; protein phosphorylation; negative regulation of glycogen biosynthetic process
Cellular component (GO): nucleus; cytoplasm; cytosol
Molecular function (GO): protein serine/threonine kinase activity; ATP binding
Source: RefSeq, a predicted model, not a curated record